AGGGGAGAGAACAACUCAUUUUUCCAUAGCUUCCUAUCGUCGAUUGACAAAUCUCUUUACCUUGCGUUACUGUACUUUUCCUUCUUUUACCAUAUGCCGGUUUUUCAAUCAGGCAUAGGAGACGAUGACAAAGCGCUAGAUUGAUGGCGUGAUAGUUCAUAGCAGAUAAUUGUAGUUGUCAAACAGAAUCGAGGAAGUACAUAUUGUGAACUUUAAAUAAACAAUUUAUGAAGGAAUAUGUCGUUAGCCGAUGAGUUAUUAGCAGAUCUUGAAGAGAAUGAUGAUAACGAGGACAUCGCAGAAGAACCGGAGCCGGACUUUAUUCCGGCUUCCGUUUCGAAAACCAUCGAAGAAGAAAUAAAAGUAGCUUCUGUAAGAGAAUUGGCAAAGCUUCGUGAUUCAGAACAGUUACAAAAAGUAAUGUUACAAAUAGAAAAAUACAGUAAAAUCCCUAGAAAGUCGGCAGAUAUUAUUGGGCCUGUUGAGUCUGAUCCAGAAUAUCAACUUAUCGUCGAAGCUAAUAACAUGGCUGUAGAUAUUGAUGAUGAAAUAGCUACCAUACAUCGGUUUGCCAGAGAUAAAUAUUCUAAAAGAUUUCCAGAAUUGGAAUCUUUAGUUGUUGGUCCAUUAGAAUAUGUGAUGACAGUUAGAGAAUUAGGAAAUGAUUUAGAUAGAGCAAAAAACAAUGAAACGUUGCAACAAUUUCUUACUCAAGCAACAAUUAUGGUGGUUUCAGUUACUGCUUCAACAACUCAAGGACAAUUAUUAACAGAAGAAGAAAAGGAAGCUAUUUGCGAGGCAUGCGAUAUGGCAGUAGAAUUGAAUAAUUGCAAGUUAAAAAUAUUUGAAUAUGUUGAAAGUAGGAUGGCAUUUAUUGCGCCAAAUCUUUCUGUAAUAGUAGGUGCAUCUACAGCAGCAAAAAUUAUGGGUGUUGCUGGCGGACUGACAAAACUUUCCAAAAUGCCAGCAUGUAAUGUUUUAGUUUUGGGAUCUCAAAAAACCACAUUAUCUGGAUUUUCUCAAGUAACAACUUUACCUCACACUGGAUUUAUAUAUUAUUCUGAUAUUGUACAAGAAACACCACCAGAUUUACGAAGAAAAGCAGCAAGGCUUGUGGCAGCAAAGAGUAUGUUAGCUGCCCGAGUUGAUGCGUGUCAUGAAAGUACAGAUGGUCAUAUUGGUCAAAUGUUCCGUGAAGAAAUUGAGAAAAAGCUCGAUAAGCUUCAAGAACCACCUCCUGUUAAAUUUGUGAAACCUUUACCAAAACCCAUUGAUCCAGGACGAAAGAAACGUGGUGGUAAACGUGUCAGAAAAAUGAAGGAACGUUAUGCUAUCACUGAAUUUAGGAAACACGCAAAUAGAAUGAAUUUCGCAGAUAUCGAGAAUGAUGCUUAUCAAGAAGAUCUUGGUUAUUCGCGUGGAACAAUUGGCAAAGCAGGGACCGGUCGUAUUCGACUACCACAAAUCGAUGAAAAAACAAAAGUACGGAUAUCAAAAACGCUCCAGAAAAAUUUACAAAAACAGCAACAAUGGGGUGGUAGUACAACAGUUAAAAAACAAGUUUCUGGUACAGCAUCUAGUGUUGCAUUUACUCCAUUACAGGGUUUGGAAAUUGUAAAUCCGCAAGCCGCAGAAAAGAAAGUAAACGAAGCCAAUGCUAAAUAUUUUUCGAAUAUAGCUGGAUUUUUAAAAGUGAAAAAGACAUAAGGAGAUUGUACAUAAUAUACAGUGUAAUAUAUCAUUAGUUCAGUAAAUUUUAACAUGUUGAAUGCCACGCCAGUUUUACAAAGUUUGGCCGUUGCACCACGAUGAAUUUUUUAUUAUGCGAAAAUAUAAUGUUGAAAUAUUACCUACAAGAGAUAUAUUACAGUGUAUAAUCAUCAUUAAAAUUAUCUCACUGAUGUCACUGGUGAUCCCCACGACGCUGAAUUUAAAAAAUUCACUUAUUUUUUGCGAUUAUCUAUUAUUUCAUAUUGUUUCUUUGCUUUGUUAAAUAAUUGUUCUGUGUUAUGUCCCAGGAUCCACCAUAAACCAUAAUCCAUCCCUUGAUCAUACUUAUUCGGACCCGCAAUAAUCCUAAAGAACCGUCACAAGAUUUAGCAUUUUUUACUUUAUUGUCAAGGUCCUUAAUUGCCAUCAAACAUCUAUCAAGUCGAAACGUUCCUUAGAGUUAUUGUUCAUUAAACGGGUUUAUUAAAAAGUGGGUUUUUAUCAUGUUCGAAAGCCACUGGUGGGGGGCGCACAUAAUACAUCUAUAUUUUAUAUAUAAAUAAAAUUAUUUUUAUAUGUUUUAUACUGCAUUAAUUUCAUCACGCCAUUGUAGUAACGAUAAUAAUAAUACAAAAUUUAUAACUAUUGACAUUUGUUCAAAUUAUGUACCUCUACUAAUCUUGGUGCGCCAGUCACCGGUGACCCCCAUGGCAUUUAACGUGUUAACUACAUUUGUUAUAUAUAUAUAUAUAUAUAUAAAUAAUCGUGUUUUGUAAACACCAGAUAUGCUGUAUUUAUAUAUAACUGUAUCUUGUAUCAUUUAAAUAAUGACAAAGUAAUAGCAACUAGAACGUUGCGUUAAUAUUAAUUUUUCCGCACAGCAUUCUUUCAAUAUGAUGGGGAAAGUUUAAAAGAACACGUAAUAAAUUUUUGUUUCUUUGUGUUUCUGUACCUCUAGUAUUAAUAAUAAAUUUAUUAGGAAGUAUUAAA
Messenger RNA from Bombus pyrosoma, 2700 nucleotides. It is a transcript of the gene Prp31, whose product is annotated as U4/U6 small nuclear ribonucleoprotein Prp31. The coding region runs from base 238 to 1707 and encodes 489 amino acids. The record is from RefSeq and is a predicted model, not a curated record. NCBI's taxonomy places the organism in Eukaryota, Metazoa, Arthropoda, Insecta, Hymenoptera, Apidae. The transcript is spliced from 9 exons. Gene Ontology annotation, cellular component: precatalytic spliceosome; U4/U6 x U5 tri-snRNP complex; U4 snRNP. Gene Ontology annotation, biological process: mRNA splicing, via spliceosome; spliceosomal tri-snRNP complex assembly.